Suhomyces tanzawaensis NRRL Y-17324 is the source of this 1941-nucleotide messenger RNA. It is a transcript of the gene MSK1, whose product is annotated as lysine--tRNA ligase. NCBI's taxonomy places the organism in Eukaryota, Fungi, Ascomycota, Pichiomycetes, Serinales, Debaryomycetaceae. The coding region runs from base 113 to 1816 and encodes 567 amino acids. Gene Ontology annotation, cellular component: mitochondrion; cytoplasm. The record is from RefSeq and is a predicted model, not a curated record. Gene Ontology annotation, biological process: mitochondrial lysyl-tRNA aminoacylation. The transcript has a single exon. Gene Ontology annotation, molecular function: tRNA binding; lysine-tRNA ligase activity; ATP binding.
AUUCUACUGCUUUUUCGUUCAUAAGAAUUAAAAACAUACUACAACACCCUUAAGUUUGCAUACAGUUCUCAGUGUCUGAACUUUUCAGUCCUUAGUUUAGUGGGGAUAAAUGAUGUUACGACUUCAUAUAUGGAGGCAUAAUGGGUCCUUGGGAGUGGCUAGAACUCGCACGCCUAUACACAACAGUUAUAGCAGAUCUCGUUCUCUAUUCAAACGUUUUGCAUCCUCGGUUUCAGAAGAAGAAGAGUCAUUGGACUAUUCUACAAGAAAAGGGACCAUUAGUGCAAGUCCCGAGAAGUAUUAUCCACCCAUUUACAGUGCAAGGAACUCAAUCAGUGGUGGAUUAGGUGAAUUGAUAAGAAUAGAAGAUUUCCGGGUGAAGUUUGACAGCCAUGACUUCAGUCAGUACCCCCAAAAGAGGCAUCCCGAUACCUUUAUUGUCGAAGGAAAGAUAAAGUCUAUCAGAAAGUCUGGAAAAGCGAUGUAUUUUAUUGACUUAAUACAGGACGAUAAGAAGCUUCAGGUGAUGGCAAGUAACAAACUCAUGAAUAUGAGCAAGGACGAAUUCGAUGAAAUCCACCAGUUCUUUAAGAAAGGAGAUUUUAUAAUUUGUACCGGGGCAGCAUCUACUACCAAUGUGGGAGAACUUACCAUUAAGUUGAACAAACCAGUGAGUUUACUCUCCCCAAGAUUAACCAUGGUCCCUAAUCGAUUGGUGGAUAGGGGACUUAUCAAUUCGAACAGAGUCUUGAACUAUUUAGCAAACGAGGAGUCGCGUAACCCAAUCUUGAUAAAAUCAUGGAUAACACAGUCAAUCAGAGCAUAUCUAUUGGAAAAUAACUUUUUGGAAGUUCAAACUCCCUUAUUGGCAGGGGCAGGUACAGGUGCGAAUGCUCAACCUUUUAUCACUAGAGCCAAAGCAAUCUCAUCAGUCGCCGAAAACGAGUUACAGUUGCGUGUUGCUCCUGAGUUAUGGCUCAAAAGAUUGGUUGUUUCUGGUUUCGAUAAAAUUUUUGAGAUAGGGACGAACUUCAGGAAUGAAGGGGUUGACGCUACUCAUAAUCCAGAGUUCACUACAUGUGAAUUUUACAAAUCCUAUACUGGAUUGUUAGAAUUGAUGAAAAUGACAGAGGAGUUAUUUAGAUACAUCCACCAUGAUUUGUCGAAGAAAGAUGCUCUGAACUUAAAACACACAUUGCCCAAACUUAACUUUCCUCAGGAGUUCCCCAAAUACGAAUUUGUCCCAACAUUGGAAGCAAAAACAGGUCAGAAGCUUCCUACCGAACUCACUUCUUCCAACUUAGUUGAAUAUUACACGAGAAUAGGCUUAGCGGUUCCAGAAAAUUUGUCGCCGCAUAGCUUAUUGGAUAAUUUGUCAGGAGUUUACUUGGAGGCAAUAUCUAACGAAACCCCAAAUACCCCUAUAAUUAUUUACAAUCAACCUGCUGUACUUUCGCCACUUGCAAAGUCUGCUAAGAUUUCCUAUGGAGUAGGGAUGGAAAGCAAAGAGUAUGAAAUUUCAUUGAGAUUCGAAUUAUUUAUCAAUGGAAAAGAGUAUGUCAAUUCAUACGAAGAGGAAAAUUCUCCUUAUGAACAGCUCGCCAAAUUUAAACUUCAACAGCAUGCAAAAUCAGAAUUCAAUGAUGCGGACCUGUUGAUUCCUGAUUGGGAAUUUAUAAAGGCGAUCGAAUUGGGUCUACCACCUACGGGGGGUUGGGGUUGUGGAAUAGAUAGAAUUGCUAUGCUAUUCAGUGGAGUGGAAAGAAUUGACUCGGUGCUUCCUUUUGGAAACGUCAGAGACGUCAAAAAACAGUAAUAGAGUUGUACAUGUAAAUAGAAAUCAUACCAAACAUAUCAUGUAAUUUUUCGUUAACGUGAUUGAAAUAGUGAGACAAGAUUAUAGUUUUACCAAUUUUCUGCAAUUUCAUAUCAAAAAUUCUG